Messenger RNA from Lotus japonicus, 450 nucleotides. RefSeq lists its product as uncharacterized. Lineage: Eukaryota; Viridiplantae; Streptophyta; Magnoliopsida; Fabales; Fabaceae. The transcript has a single exon. The record is from RefSeq and is a predicted model, not a curated record. Bases 1 to 450 code for a protein of 149 amino acids.
AUGGCAUUAGACGCCUUUUCGGGCGAUUCUGAUCCCAUGGAACAUUUGAGGUACUUCAACACCAAGAUGGUAAUUGGUGGGGCGACGGACGAGGUGAAGUGCAGAUUGUUGCCUUCAACAUUCAAGGGAAUGGCGAUGCAGUGGUUCAUCAGACAACCGCCCUUCUCCAUUAACAAUUUUACGGAUUUGUCUACUAAAUUCUUAACUCAAUUCUCCGCCAACAAAACUACAAAAACAACUAUGUUUGACCUCAUCAGCAUACAUCAACAGCCAGGAGAGAAGCUAAAGACCUACAUGGCGCGCUUCAGUAAGAUGGCUGUUCAACUGGAGGAGGAUAACCUGGAUGUAUGCUUGGCGUCUUUCAAAAAUGGCCUUAGGGCGGGGGAUUUGAAUGGAGAUUUAACAAGACGACCAGAAAGGGACAUGAUGGAUCUUCAUGCUCGCGUUUAG